CGUGAACGUGAAAAGUAUAUUCUCCAAACAGUUUCUGUUUAGCUGCACAAGUGGUCGUUAAGACUUGUUUCUUUUUUUUACAGACUUUAAAUUAACAAAAACAUAUUGAAGAGCGGACAUGGCGCUCACCGACGCUGACGUGCAGAAGCAGAUCAAGCAUAUGAUGGCCUUCAUUGAACAAGAGGCCAAAGAGAAAGUUGAGGAAAUUGAUGCUAAGGCAGAGGAAGAGUUUAACAUCGAGAAAGGUCGCCUGGUGCAGACUCAGCGGGUGAAAAUCAUGGAGUACUAUGAGAAGAAGGAGAAGCACAUUGAACAACAUAAGAAAAUCCAGAUGUCCAACCUGAUGAACCAAGCGAGGCUGAAGGUGCUGAAGGCCCGUGAUGACAUGAUCAUGGAUUUGUUGAACGAGGCUCGGCAAAGACUUGCAGCAAUUGCUAAGGACCCUGCUAAGUACUCCACCCUGUUGGAGGGCCUGGUGCUGCAGGGAUUCUAUCAACUGCUGGAGCCAAAAGUUACCAUUCGCUGCCGACAGCAGGAUGUAGAGCUGGUUCAGGCUGCAGCUAAUAAGAACAUCCCCGUCUACAAAGAGGCAGUGAAGAGCAACAUAGUCGUCAAAAUCGACCAGGAACGUUUUCUUCCAUCAGAAAUCUGCGGAGGAGUUGAAAUAUAUAACGACAAUGGGAAGAUCAAAGUUUCCAACACUUUGGAGAGCAGGCUAGAACUCAUGGCACAACAGAUGAUGCCUGAGAUCAGAGCGAACUUGUUUGGUGCCAACCCCAAUCGCAAGUUCACAGAUUAACGGUGGACUGGAAGAGAGCAGUGCGGACAUGGGUGAAAUAAGGUGAUCGCAGACCAUCUUCAUGAUUAGAAAGAGGCUGUAUGAUCACCUAUCAAUCAUAAAGGGUAAAUGAAAACCCUGAUUUACUCAAUGCAAUGCUGCAGAUGUCUUUAUAUGUCUUUUUUUUUUGUACUAAUGAACAGAAUAAUAAUUCAACAUGUGCAUUUUUACUUGUGUUUACGUCCCAUUUUGCCAUCAGGGGUUGUCUAAAGGACUGCUUUUAAAUUGCAAUGACAUUGCAAAUAUGUAUUCUUUCAGUUGUUUUUGGAAACCUGUUGCUCUACUACUUGAUUACAGUAAUCAAAUAUCAUAUAUAGGUCAGCAAAGAUACACAUUGACAUACCUUGUCUACAUUUUUGUAGACUAUUGUCUAUAAUGAGGUAGAUUGUCUGGUAUGUUUACUAAAUCAGUGUUUUUUUUUUUUACAGUUUGACUUUUGACGAGGUGUGUGUGUGUGUUGUUUUUAUUCUGAGCCUAUGCAAUGAAAUGUCGCUCAAAUGUACAUUGUGAAUGUACAGCUGAAUGACAAUAAUAUUAUAAUGAUGUCUGUCUAAGUGUGUGUGUGUGUGUGUGUGUGUGCGCGAACAGCCAACCCUUAGAAUUGUUCUGAAGCACUUAAUGUACAACAACCAAAGAAAUAAAUGUGUGUGACACGGA
Messenger RNA from Larimichthys crocea (large yellow croaker), 1495 nucleotides. It is a transcript of the gene atp6v1e1a, whose product is annotated as ATPase H+ transporting V1 subunit E1a. Gene Ontology annotation, cellular component: proton-transporting two-sector ATPase complex, catalytic domain. Gene Ontology annotation, molecular function: proton-transporting ATPase activity, rotational mechanism. Lineage: Eukaryota; Metazoa; Chordata; Actinopteri; Sciaenidae. The record is from RefSeq and is a predicted model, not a curated record. The coding region runs from base 119 to 799 and encodes 226 amino acids. Gene Ontology annotation, biological process: proton transmembrane transport. The transcript is spliced from 9 exons.